Funneliformis geosporum is the source of this 834-nucleotide messenger RNA. Lineage: Eukaryota; Fungi; Glomeromycota; Glomeromycetes; Glomerales; Glomeraceae. The record is from the annotation of a GenBank genome assembly.
AUGGAAUCUAAAGCACCAAUGAAAGUUUCUAAAUAUUUACUAGUUUUACAAAUUUUUAUUAUAUUGGGGAUAGGAAUAUGUGAGGUUGUACAAUUAGCGGUAAUUGAUUAUUCUCAAAAACCAAUUAUUGAACACACAAAUGAUUGGGAUUACUUGAUUGGUUAUACAAACAGUCCAUUAAAAAUUAUAUUGAAAGUAUAUUAUUGGAUCGUUAUAUUAGCUUCAAUUAUAUUAUUAGGUUUGUCGUUGAAUUCAUUCGAGAAAAGAUGGAAAAAUUUACAAAAUUAUGAUGAUAAACCAAAACAAAUCUUGUUAUUUAUAUUAUGGAGUUUCGCAACUAUACCCAAUGUAAUUAUUUUAUUCUCAACAAGUGGAGUAAGGAUAUGUACACGUUCAACAUUUCCAUACCCUAUAACAACAAAAUUAUUGGAUCAUUGUAACGCUUAUAUUAUAUCGCUUUUGCUUGCUUAUUUAUUUAUUAUCACUUCAAUAAUUCAAGUAUUAUAUCAGAUUAUUAUACUUAACCAUCAAAAGAAAAAUAUUUUACCACCAAAGUUACAAGAGCCAAAGAAAAUGAAAGUCAGAAGGAAUAGACAUGUUAGUAAAAAAAGAAGAUCAACAAGAAGUAUUUUCACUGACAAGAGUAUAAAAUUAAGUACUGUUAAUGAAGAUGAUGAAGAAAUGAAAAGUUCUAAAAGCAGUAAUAGUGGAAUUAGUGGAAAAAGUGGAAGGAGUAUUAAAAGUAAUAAUCAAAUUCAAAAUGACAAAAGUGAUGUUGAAAAUGAUGAAAAUGUCGAAGUUAAUGAUGAGAAAACGGUUUAUUCAAAUGUUUAA